CACUGUCCUUCCCACCCCGGGCCGCGCUCCUCCCACGCACAGGACAGGACAUAUAUACUCGCCGUGCACAAGUCCUAGCCCUCAAAGGACAUUGUGACGCGCAACGAGGUGAGGGGCAUUGGAACAAGCUAACUUGUUCCCUACUACCGCGAACACGAAAAUGAGGCUAGGUGUGGCAUCAGCGGGAGGUGCGUGGGUCGUGGCGAUGGUGGUGCUGCUGCUCGGCGCGGGCAUGAUGCAGCCGCCCACCACCGAGGCAGCCGCGGCCCCACACGGUUGCUGUCGCCGCGGUCGCUUUGCAGCGGCGGCUUUGGGUUUCAUAGGGGGGUAUCUAGCGGGACGCCAUCACGGCUACCAUCAUGGCGGCUGCGGCGGCUGCGGUUCAGGAUGUGGGGGGUGUGGAGGAGGGUGUGGGUGGUGCGGAGGCGGCUAUUACGGCAGGCGGCGGAGGAGUCUAGACGAAGUGAUGGAAAGGGAGGUCAUUGAAGACAUGUUUAUGAAGUUCGCCUCACAGGACAAGGACCAGUGCGGACUGCGGCUGGUGUGUGAGUUGGCACAGAAGGAUCCCAACUACCUGACAGGAGACGAGACCCUCAUUCUUCUGCCGUACAGAGGCCGCGACGAGAGUGAUGAGAAAAGUUACUACGGACGAUACGACAAGGCUGUGUGGCACGGGCAACAUGGCAACCCCUGCAAGGAGCUCUUCUCGAAAUGUCCAUACUCCGCACCGCAGAUCAUGGGUUACACCGCUACCAACACCACGGACACCGUCGCCUGACUGCAGCCUACACUGCUGAUGUGUAUCUUGCGUUAUCACUGGAAUAAACACUGAAUUCAAA
Messenger RNA from Portunus trituberculatus (swimming crab), 839 nucleotides. RefSeq lists its product as uncharacterized. The record is from RefSeq and is a predicted model, not a curated record. Bases 161 to 778 code for a protein of 205 amino acids. Lineage: Eukaryota; Metazoa; Arthropoda; Malacostraca; Decapoda; Portunidae. The transcript has 5 exons.